AGCUGUUGGGUGUUCCUGGCUUUUGGGAGGUGCUUUAAAUCUGACUGCCAGAGCCGUGGGCUGCUGAGAGCAGAAGCUGCCUGCACAAUGCUGAGCUCAGGUCUUCCUCCCGUUCUCCUGGUGCUCUCAAUGCUGCAGCUGAGCUGGUCCCUGAGUGAUGAAGAGAAGAAGAUCAUCUUGGAUGAGCACAAUAAAUAUCGCUCCCAGGUCUCUCCUCCUGCCAAGGGUAUGAUGAAGAUGACCUGGGACAAGGAGCUGGAGGCCCUGGCUCAAUCCUAUGCAGAGAAGUGCAUCUGGGACCACAACAAGGAGAGAGGCCGACGGGGAGAAAACCUCUUUGCUAUGGCCCCAACCCUGGAGCUAGAAUUCGCCGUGGAAGACUGGAACGGGGAGGAGAAAUUCUACAACUUGACAACAUCCACAUGUGUCCCCGGGCAGAUGUGUGGCCACUACACCCAGGUGGUCUGGUCAAACACGCAUCAGAUCGGCUGCGGGGCACAUUUUUGUGAGAAGAUCGAUGGAAUCGAAACAGAGAACAUGCACCUGCUGGUUUGCAACUACUAUCCCCCGGGUAACGUGAAAGGGAGAAAGCCCUACAUGGAAGGACCCUCAUGUGAAAUGUGUCCCCCAGGCACAGUCUGUGAGAACAACCUGUGUGAACUCGUUGUAGAAGAGACCACUCCGGCCUCUGUGACAACAAAGGCAAGGCCAGCCAAACCAGAGCCCACAGCCAAACCAGAGCCCACAGCCACAGCCAAACCAGAGCCCACAGCCACAGCCAAAGCAGAGCCCACAGCCAAACCAGAGCCCACACCCACAGCCAAACCAGAGCCCACAGCCACAGCUAAACCAGAGCCCACAGCCACAGCUAAACCAGGGCCCACAGCCACAGCCAAACCAGAGCCCACAGCCACAGCUAAACCAGGGCCCACAGCUAAACCAGGGCCCACAGCUAAACCAGGGCCCACAGCUAAACCAGGGCCCACAGCCACAGCUAAACCAGGGCCCACAGCCAAACCAGAGCCCACAGCACCAGUCCACACUACAGCUGAAUCAGAACCCACACCGGUGUCCCUCACAGCCAAACCAGCACCUACAACACCAGCACACACCACAGCCAAACCCAAACCCACACCAGUGUCCAUUGCAGCCAAACCAGAACCCACAAAACCAGUGUCUACCACAGCCAAGCCAGAACCUACAACCACAUUCCCAACCACAGCCAAGCCCAAACCCCCAGCACAGGCACCCUUCAGCACAGCCAAGCCAAAACUUGCCAGCAUGCUCCCAACAACAACCCCAGCCAGGCCAAAACCCACAACACCAGCAGCCACCACAGCCACGGCCAAGCCAAAACCCACCAGCACUGCAGCCAAGCCAAAGCCUACCACAGCUAUGGCCAAGCCAACACCCACCACACCCAAACCCACCCUAACUACCACUGCCACUAAGCCAACAACCACCACUACUACCAAGACAACACACAGCCCCCUGAAAUCCAACACAACAAACACCACCAGCAAACCAAGAACCUCCACACCAAACCCCACCACAACCACCACCACUACCACCAAAGCAACACCCACCACUACCACCACACCAAACCCCACAACCACCACCACUAUCAUCACACCAAACCCCACCACAACCAACACCACUACAGCCAAGCCAAAACCAACAACAGCUAUGGCCAAGCCAACACCCACCACACCAAAACCCACCCCAACUAUCGCUACGACAAAACUUGCUACAGUCACAGCCAAACCAACACCCACCACACCAACAUCUACCACCACGACAGCCAAGCCAACACCUGCUGCUACAAUGCUAGCACCUGCCACAACAGCAAAGACACAACUGAAAACAGCCACAACCACAAAGCCAGAAUCAGAAAAGCCUGAUCCUACUGAGGCAACUGGGGUCAUUCUUUCCUUUGAGCCCACCUUAGACCCAGAUUAUAAAGUAUCUCCAGAGGCAGACACUGGAGAGCCUCUUAGCUCCUUCAGUACAGAGGAUCCAGACUUAUUAGAAAGCAUGGGCACAGCCUUCAGCCCCAGAUCAGUCCCAGAAAGAAAGAAAGAUGUCAAAGAGGAUGAGAAAGAGAAAUCAGCCUUUUCUAGUCCAUCUCCAUCCCUCAGCCAAGCUGUUCCAGAGAUGAAGUUAGGUCUCAAUAGAGCUGAGCUCAUAACCCCCUCCAAGUCAGUGCUCCUCAGCCCUGAAGAGCCCACGUUCUUGCGCUUAACAUCAUCCUCCAAAGACAAAAAAGGGCCGAGCCCCCAUUUCCAGACCUCCCUCUCAGCAGGUGCCCUGGACACAGAAGAUCUGGAGACAAACUCAGACCAGACAAGUGUGGAUCCACCCAAAGCUGGAGCCCCCAGGACCUGCUUGGGCCUUUUGCUCUUCCUCCUCCCCAGUGCCACCCUGGUGGGCCUUCUGCUCUGAAGGGUCUUCCUCAGCUCUCCCUGCACCCCUCACCAAGGCUUUUGUCAGCGCUGGUUCUUCCACAGCCCUGGUAGGCUCAGGAGACUCCUUAGACAAUUCACACCCUCCCUCCUUACGCUGCCUCCUCUGCUGCAGCCCCAGUGAGCCAAGGGGGAGCUUUUUCCCCUUCCUGAGGAGACCUGAGGGCAGGAGGGUGUUUGCCAUACUGCUGGUGACCUUGGGCACUUCUCCUUUUUCCUGGCUUCUGUUCCAUUCCCAGGCUGGAAUUGUUGAGCUCUCCCACUCACCUGUCCAUGUGGCUGGCAGGCCCUGCCACAGCGUGACCCUGGGGACAGCAGGGUGACUUGGGGACAAUGAGACAUGGUGUUGGCUUUGGUGUUUGUAGAUGAGACAUGGUUGUUGACUUUGGCGUUUUUUUAAAGCAGAAAUGCUCUUUUCCCUCCCAAUGUGUCCUUCUCAAUUUUGGACAAGUUUUACCUCUUUCCUUUCUUGUCCAAAUGGAGUUGCUGUUUUGAGGAUUUCUGUUUCCUCCUGCUCCUGGUACAGCUCUGGCCAGUACUACCCAGCUGUUCCCCCCUCUCCUCCUCACACUCUGCAGCCCUUGCCUCCUCCAGUGCCGAAGAUUUAUUUUACGCGUGUGCCUGCACCUGUGUGCACGCACAGAAGAGAAACCUCCAGAGCUGAUGGAGGCCACCAGCUCCUUCAUGUAGCUUUUCCCUGCAUGGCUUCAUCCUUUGCAUCAUUCCAGUGUAUUUGAAUUUAGAUACAGAUUCCUCUUGACGUGUAACUUGUGUGUGUGCGGCUGAGGAGAACAAGUCCCCAGGUGUGCUGGUACAAUCUGAGCUCCAGGGAUACAAGUGACAUUGUUAGAGGUUAUUGGUGGCUCCUGGGCUUGUUGCAGGACCACUGGCAUUGUCUGGGCCACUGUGCUUUGUUAUCCCACAUCUCUCCUCCCUUCCCCUGAGGAUUCCUGGUCAGAGGUGUGAAAUAUGUGAGAAGCUUUGCAGACAGGUGGAAGGAAGAUAACAGAGAGAUGCAGCCCCUUCUCCGGUCAUUGCAACCUUUCCUUUCUUACAGAUGAGGUGGAGGAUGACCUGAAGGCCAUUACUGAGAUCCUCCACUGCUGCUCUGUCCUGUGCAUCCCCAGAGCAUGCACUGAAUAAAUCCUGUUGUGAAAGUCUGUUCACUGUCUCUCUGGGGGACCUGGACACCUGGGAGCCACUUGUUAUACCUGUAAAAUGCUCUUAAUUAUGUGCUUACAUAGAAUUGCUAAAAGAUAACAUGACUUCUGUAGGUCCAGAAGGGGUUUUUUGGCUUUCCAAAAGCAUCCAUGUGCUGCAUUUUGUAAGGGUGUGACUUAAUGUUUUUAAAGCUGUGUAAAAGCAGCAGGAGGCCAUGGGGAUUGAGGAUGACGUAGGGAAUUUUUCUUGAGCAUCCAGCUGAGUGUAAAGUAAAAAUGUGUCCCCACCAGAAACUCUUGGGCAAGGGAAGCAAGAGAAAAAGAGCUCAGAGAAAAAAAAAAAAAGAAAAAGAAAUAAAAA
This is a messenger RNA of Prinia subflava (tawny-flanked prinia), 3983 nucleotides long. RefSeq names its product peptidase inhibitor 16 (gene PI16). The transcript has 8 exons. Gene Ontology annotation, cellular component: extracellular region. Lineage: Eukaryota; Metazoa; Chordata; Aves; Passeriformes; Cisticolidae. The coding region runs from base 88 to 2442 and encodes 784 amino acids. The record is from RefSeq and is a predicted model, not a curated record.